Molecule: messenger RNA, 2088 nt
Organism: Dichomitus squalens LYAD-421 SS1
Lineage: Eukaryota; Fungi; Basidiomycota; Agaricomycetes; Polyporales; Polyporaceae
Exons: 1
Source: RefSeq, a predicted model, not a curated record
UAUGAUCCAGAUUACGACGUUCGUGCUUCUAAGAAAAAGAAACGCGAUCCCCCCGUAUUACCGCAAUGGCUAGAACUCGGCCUCGUCAUGGGUCGUCGCUAUGUCAACUCGAUAUUCGACAAAAUACCCACAUAUGACGAAAAAGGCAACGUAGGCGCUCACUUUAAAUCUCUUGCGCCCAAGCCCGGCCUUAUUCGCCAGUUCUUGGUUGACCACGAUUAUGUGGUCACGCCCACUGAUAAGAACUUGGGACUAGCGGUGUCCGAGAGAACCUGGCUCAUUGAUGCAACCCAUAAGACGCUCGCGUCGCCGAAAGACUACCGUCAGAUCAGCGAUGUUGACGCGCAGGUAAUUAUGGACCGCAAACACGCACUUAUAGUUCAAGUAGCGGAACUCGCCGAGGGAGUUCCUGAACUAGCGGACUUCGGCGUGGGUAAGUUUCUAAAAAGCAAACUCACGUCGCCCGGUGACCCGCACGUAUACCCGGAUUUUUAUGUAAUCCCUAAAAUUCAUAAGAAACCCACGGGGUACCGCCCCAUCGUGCCAUGUCACUCAGCCCUUAUGAAUCCGUGUGCUAAGUUUGUAUCAAAACACCUCAAACCGAUUAUUCAGUCGGCGCCAACCGUUAUACACGGUUCUAAAGAUUUGGCGAUAAAAUUGAGUAAGCUGUCUUUUCGACCCAAUCGCCGGUGGUAUUUUGUCGCCGGUGACGUCGUCGCUUUCUAUCCGAAUGUUCCUCUGGAACCAUGUCUCAAUAUAGUCUUUGACAUGUGGUGCAACCAUUAUCUGGCGUCUUCGCCCAUAACACCGGAAGAUAUCGACUCUGACGAGCCCGACGACGAAACACGUCAUUUCCUUCGCUAUCGGAGGGUGUUUCGCGACGCGCUUGGAAUCGGAAAUACAGAUUUAAUUUCACAAUUCGAUGGUAAAAAAUACCUCCAACUCCGCGGCCUUGCUAUGGGCGUAGCGGAUUCUCCAGAUUUAGCGAACCUUUACGGUUUAUAUUUCGAGAUGAAAAAUGGUAUUCUCCACGACGACCGCGUAGUUUUCUACGGUCGGUACAUCGACGAUUGUUUAGGAAUAGUAUACGCCGACAGUGAAUUGGAGGCUAUUUCGAUUGUAAACAAUAAAAUCUCGUUCGAUGGUUGUGAAAUAGUAUGGGAAGCUUCUUGCCGUUCGGUGAACUUUUUAGAUAUGACAUUGUAUGCGGACGACCACGGUCGUCUACAACAUAAGCCGUACCGCAAGGAACAUAACCAUAUGGAAAGAAUUCCAUGGAUUUCUCACCACCCGUACGAUGUUAAACGUGGUACGUUCUCUGGAGAGAUGUCUAGGUUAGCCACACUAAGUAGCACUUUACCGAGCUAUAUUGGAGCUGUGCGGGAACUUGUAAGCCUGUACAUUAAACGUGGUUACCCCUAUGAUGAAGUUAUCAAGUGGUUGAGAACGUACAUCGAAGAACGAUGGACAAAGCGGUUAACAGAGAAACCCGCAACGGACGCGAACGAAGGCGUUCUUGUUCUUAAAUCCGAAUUUAACACCGCAUGGAAUUAUUUCAACGCUAAAGAACUUGGAGACGUGAUCUUCAACUAUUGGAACGAGUGGUACGAACGUGCCGCUCGUUGGGAUUUCGACGUGAGCGACAGAUCGCGUCCGUUUCCACCCCCGCGUGAAGGGGACCGGGGCACUCUAACCUCGCCGGCGUCGGCCGCAUUUCUGAUGCGCGUCGACCCGCCGGGGCGUGAGUUGUUCUUCGUUCCCGACAUACGUCCACUAAAAAUCGUUGAUCGUCGAGUGAUUGUAUCCCGCAAACGCGGACGCAACAUGUUCGACCUCACAAAUCUUUGGAAAAAGACCGUUCUCCAGCAGUUAGACGAACAGGUCCUCCGCGAACGUGAUCCUGAGCCGCCUGCGCCUCCUCCGGGGGAACAGAUGACUCUCGAACACUACUUCGCCUUAGUAAGAGGACCUUUAUUCACCCGCAAUAAUGAACCUACCACGUCGUCGCGUAUCGAAUACGCGUUAGAACACGACAUGAAUAUUCACAUGCGGUCGUCUCCUGAUCGUGACAUACCCCUUUUCGGGUAG